AUGAUUCCACAACGACUGGUGAAAGUUAUGUAUCUGCUGUUGCUGACAGCUGGUUCCAGUGAGUGCAGUAAUGAUUCCACGACACCAGCAUUGACAAUGCUUCCUACAGUGGACACGGAUCCUCCUCAAGCCAAUGUUGCACCAAUCACAGAUUAUCCUGACAAUGUUGCAUCAAUGACGGAUGCUACCACCAGUUCUGUAUUAAAGACGGUGGACCCUCCCGAUAAUGCUGUGUUCAUGCGUCGACUUAUCCUCGACCACAGACGUUACUGCGGCAGACCGGGUGUCUGUCUUCACCGCUGGCCUGACCGGUGUUACAGGUGCGAACCCUGCCAAUGCGAUGAUUUCUGCUCGUUGUAUGACGACUGCUGUCCUGACAUUCUGUCCAGACAGUCCAAUAUUAGUAUCGGCGAUAACCACCGGCUGCCGCGAGAAUGCGUCAGUGCAAUAAGCAGAAUGUAUGGAGACAGAAUUGAAAACGUCACUGCACGGGCAGUAGCCGUCAGAAGAUACUUCAUGGUGACGUCAUGUCAGAAUGACGAAAUGUCACAGUUAUGCGCAGACUCACCCACGUUGCCUCCAGUGACUUCAGUGGCAGACAAUGUUACAUUUCUCAACAAGUACUGUGCGGCGUGCAAUAAUGUCACACAAUACAGACCAUGGGCUGUUAAAAUAGACUGCACUGAGAAACUUAAUGUCUCAAUUUACCGUACUGCAUUGCAACUGCUGACGGCCAGUCUAAACGAUGACACGUGCGCAGUCUACCAUCACCCUCCAAAUGGAGUCACAGCAAGAGAGUGUUUCUAUGACGACAGUGUCAUAUCCAAGUGCAAUGUCACGGGGAUGUGGCCAGCGUAUGACGCAUUCACUGAAAGAGCUUGUGGAACGUUUACAACUGUUAAGUUGCUGGAUGGACGCCGCUAUCGAAACCCGUUCUGUUUCAUCUGCAACGCGGAGAGUUACAGAAAACUGUUUCCAAAGUGUAAAAGGAAAUUUGAUGGUGGACCUGUAGCGUUCUCGGCUCUCCUCGAUUUCGGCGACAUAUUUCAUCCAGGCAACACGGACCCAACUACACAGUGUGACGAAGAUAAAAUCUAUGACGCAGAAAAGGACCGGUGUCGAGUUGUUACCUGUUCACCAGGCAAGCAGUUGAUCAGAAUGCAAUGUGAAGCAAGCUUCGGCAUCUCAAAAGGUCUUGGUUAUGAGUUUUAUUUUGGCAUGGAAAGUGAUGACGUCAUUCCUCUCACAGACGAUAAAGACUUUCUUCACUUGCUUCCGUCCAACUUGGUAGAUUUUAUAUCAGUCACGUGGUUCAAAUCACAGGUUACAUUUCACGACUUUACGUUAGUGUACAACACCACAGGUGAAAACGGAACUUGUUCUCAAGCUACACAGCAUCUUGGGUUGCAUGCCAGGUUAACUAUUGUGAGGCAAGUGGACCAGAUGCAGUUUGAAAGGAAACUUCUUUCUCUGAAACAUUUAAAUUUCACCUUUGCUAUUAACGACAGGGUAUUCAGCUUCAGGACGUAUCCUGACAGCGAGGCCAGGUAUGUGGGACUAAAUGGGAGAGGCAAAUACAGCGAACGUUCCUCGUGUGUUAUCAGUGUGUCAAUUGGCCACAGACAGUCCGACACAGACACAGUUGACGUUCAGACUAAAGAUGUCUAUUUUAUACGAGUAUCAAACCUGCUGGAUUGUCCUCAGAUCGAUCUAGAUCUGGACGAAUACAGUCUACAUGAUACCAAUAGCACCCUGAGUCUCCAAUGGUUAAAUCACACUCUCGAAGAAGACGAUUACGAAACUAAUGGUGAUGGAACAAUCAAAAUUUGUCUGAAAUACUUUAAACCAGAAGGAUAUAUUUCUAAAGGGAUUCCAGUACGAGAAGACAGUGAUGCUGUUAUCAUAGUAUCUAUGGUCUGUACAGUACUGUCGCUAUCAUGUCUUCUUGUGAGUUUUAUGACAUUCUGUAUAUUUAAGCCUUUGCGACAAAUACCAGGUCAAAAUAACAUGAAUCUCUGCUUCACCCUCUUCUCGGGACAACUCCUGUAUCUUGUUGGAUCUGGUCAGACGUCCAUCAAAGGAGUCUGCGAGGCCAUGGGUAUAUUUAUCCACUACUUCUGGCUAGCGGCUUUCUGUUCCAUGGGCAUCUGUUCCUUCCACAUGUUUAGAGUCUUCACAUCCAUGAGGAACCGAGACGACUCCAGCGACCGCAAACGCAAGUUCCUCCAAUACUGCAUCUUCGUCUACGGAAUGCCUGUCGUCAUCGUGGUCGCCACUCUGGUGAUCCACCUCAUCAUAUCAGAAGGGAGGACAAUCGGCUACGGUGGGCGCGUCUGCUAUCUCUCGUCUGCAGCUGCUGUCGGCUUGGCGUUCGGUGUACCUGUUGCAGCCACUGUGGUGGUGAACGCGGUGUUUUUCUUCAUGACCAUCAGGUCUAUCCGGAUCUCGCCGAAGCUGGCCAAGAACAAGCAGGACGAAGAGCACAUCCUGGUGUACGUGAAGCUGUCCACUCUGACUGGAAUCACUUGGAUCACCGGCUUCAUCGCCAUCGGGACCCAGAUCCCAGCGCUGGAGUACAUCUUCAUCAUCAUCAACGCUAGUCAGGGCCUCUUUCUUUUCUUCUCCUUCGUGUGCAACAGGCGCAUCUACAAGAUGUUUAUGGACUGCUGCAGGGGGACCAAUUCGAGAGGUCGAGGACGAUCUGGCAACUACGUCAACUCUGACUCAAAUUCGCGAACUAAAUCAACAACGUUUACAAUCACCUCAAGUACAUUAUCCGAAUAACAGAACUGAUAACUUUAUAUUCAACAAAUGAAACAAUUGUAGAUCAUAAAUGACUGGUUUGGGGAAAUGUUCAAUACCUGGUAAGAUGGUACUGGAGCCUAUAUAUAUUAAUAAAUCAUAAUAAACUAUCUUUUUACUCA
Molecule: messenger RNA, 2924 nt
Organism: Gigantopelta aegis
Lineage: Eukaryota; Metazoa; Mollusca; Gastropoda; Neomphalida; Peltospiridae
Exons: 2
Coding region: 1-2784 (927 amino acids)
Biological process (GO): G protein-coupled receptor signaling pathway; cell surface receptor signaling pathway
Cellular component (GO): membrane
Molecular function (GO): G protein-coupled receptor activity
Source: RefSeq, a predicted model, not a curated record